Messenger RNA from Choloepus didactylus (southern two-toed sloth), 735 nucleotides. Its product is annotated as olfactory receptor 8K5-like. The record is from RefSeq and is a predicted model, not a curated record. Gene Ontology annotation, cellular component: membrane. Gene Ontology annotation, biological process: sensory perception of smell; G protein-coupled receptor signaling pathway. The transcript has a single exon. Gene Ontology annotation, molecular function: olfactory receptor activity; odorant binding. The coding region runs from base 1 to 735 and encodes 244 amino acids. Lineage: Eukaryota; Metazoa; Chordata; Mammalia; Pilosa; Megalonychidae.
AUGAUCAUUCUGAUCAAGGUGGACUCCCACCUCCACACUUCUGUGUAUUUCUUUAUCAGACACCUGGCUUUCAUUGAUCUUGGCAAUUCUACUGUCAUUUGUCCCAAGAUGCUUGUAAAUUUUGUUGUGGAAAAAAAUACCAUUUCUUAUUAUGCCUGUGCCAUACAGUUGGCUUUUUUCCUUCUGUUCAUUAUCAGUGAAUUUUUCAUCUUGUCAGCCAUGGCCUAUGACUGCUAUGUGGUCAUCUGUAACCCUCUGCUCUAUAGUGUUAUGACCCAGAGGGUUUGUCAUGUGCUUGUGGGUAUCCCCUACCUCUACAGCACCUUUCAGUCUUUGAUGGCAACUAUUAAUAUUUUUACUUUGACCUUUUGUGGUUCAAAUGUCAUCAGUCAUUUUUACUGUGAUGAUAUCCCUUUGUUACCCAUGCUGUGCUCAAAUGCAAAAGAAAUAGGAUUGUUGAUUAUAUUUUCAGCCUUUAAUAUGAUUUCUUCCCUCCUAGUUGUUUUAGUAUCAUAUGUGCUGAUCCUGAUUACCAUAUUUCAAAUGCAUUGUCCUGAAGGAAGAAACAAAGCUUUCUCAACAUGUGCUUCUCAUCUGACAGUGGUGAUUGUGUUCUAUGGGACUCUACUAUUUAUGUAUGUGCAGCCUAAAUCUGGUCACUCCUUUGAUUCUGACAAAAAGGCCUCUGUGUUUUACACUUUAUCCUGGUACUUAAUCCCUUGGUCUACAGCUUAA